GUUAUCAAUGAUAAACUAUGUGUUAUUUGUUUUCUUUUAAAUUAUAUGGAAGAUUAAAACCUUAUUAUAUUGAUUUAUAAAUAACUUUAUUAUUUACCACAUUUGAAAAAAGAAUAUAAUCGUAAAAAAAAAUGUAGGUUGUAUAGACAGGAGUGAUAGAAUAUAAAUGAAAAAGGUUAAUUGGAAAUGGACUUAAUAAUAUAAAAAACAAAAGUUGCGAUAUAUUCGAGCAAGGAAAUAUGGAAACUUCUGAAACUAUGUAUUGCCGCUUAUGUGCUGAGCAAAAGAACGCUGCUGAUAUAAUUAACCGUGAUAACAUCGCACAGAAUUUUGGAGAAAUAGUUGCUAAAUUGAACUUCUUAAACUCACUUUUCAUAGAUUUAUUUAAAAAGGAGCAAAUGUUGCCGAAAACGGUUUGCAUAAGUUGCUACGAGGGAUUGAAUAAGGCUUAUGCUUUUGUGAAUAAAGUACAAAGAGCUCAAGAGCUGCUAGUUAACAUUUUCCAAGAAAACAUCGAAAAGUAUGCGUCUUCAGACGACGAUAAGGCUGGGCUCGAUGAAUUCCUAAACCCGGCAGAGCUGAGCGGUAAUGAAGACGUAAAACAAGAAUCCAUAGAAAUAGAAAUACCAAUACCUGUACCAGCUAAAGUGGAAGUCAAGAAAGAACCGAAAGAUGAGACGGAUAAUGAGCAAAGUCAGGAGAGUACGUUUGACAACACGCUGAAUGUCCAAGACCUGUUAAACGCGGCGAUGUGCAAUGUGCCAUAUUCCGAAGUAACAUUAUAUGCUAAGGAAGUCAAGGAUGCAAGCAAAAGAUCAAUAACAUCAUGGAAAGAGUACCCCUGGCUUUGUGCGCAUUGCGAUAUAGAGUUUCUGGAUAUAGUAACACUCCGGAUGCACUCGAAAAUGACACACGGGAAGUGUAAUGCAUUUGUAUGUAUCGAUUGUGAUAAUUGCGGUACCGGCGACUUUGAAUAUUUUAUUAAUCAUGUUAAGUCGCACAGGAAGAGGCUCAGGAAAAGAUGUUACUAUUGCGAUGUAGUUGUGAAUGAAGAACUACUUGUAGAACACGUCCAGGAACACAUACAGAAAUAUCAAGUACCAUGCAACAUGUGCGGAGAGAUAUUGGACAACAGUGAAACUCUGUUUAAACAUCUAGAAGAAUACAACUCAACGAAACCCAAACGGAAACCCAGAAGAAAGAGAGGCACACCGCUGACCGUUGAAGAUCUGACAUGCGAAUUAUGUAAGAAAGUGUACAAAAAUCCUAACAGCCUGCGGGAUCAUAUGAAAAUACACAACGGUGAUAGAAAGAGGAAUUACACUUGCGAUCGUUGUGGGAAAAUGUUCUAUAACAAAGGCACCUUGUCAUCCCACAUUUUGGCACACGACCAAAUCCGGCCUCAUAUAUGUAGGAUUUGCAACAAAUCCUUCCUAUUCCCAAACAUGUUGCGACGGCACGUCGAGAUGCACUCCGGUGUGAAGCCGUUCUCAUGCGAGCAGUGCGGUCGUUGCUUCAGACUGCAGUACCAACUUAACGCACAUAAAAUUAUUCACACGGAUUCUAUGCCCCACGUCUGCCAAUAUUGCAAUAAAGCGUUCAGAUUUAAACAGAUACUGAAAAACCACGAGAGACAGCACACUGGGGCCAAGCCGUACGCAUGUCAGAACUGUGGCAUGGAAUUCACUAACUGGUCCAAUUACAAUAAGCAUAUGAAAAGGCGGCACGGCUUGGACACGUCUAAAAAGAAGAUCACGCCCGACGGAGUGUUCCCUAUAAAUCCACAGACAGGACAAAUUGUUCAACUAAACGACGCUAGUACAGAAGAAUGGAAGACAAAGAUCAUGGUGCCGGGCAAAAGAGGCAAAAAGAAGAUUAUAAAGAAGGUGGAAGAUGUAGCAUAGAUUAUAAAUAAAUCAUUAAAAAAAACUGAGUUGUAGCUGUAAGUCGAUUUAAAUUAUUAAAUAAUAUUUUUGUAUGAAUAAUGAAUUGACAUAGACUAUAUCGUUUCAUUUACGUGUCUAUACUCUUGCCGAGAAUUGUGUGUAGUACAAUAUUCCUAAACAUUGUUUUUAAGCAGAAAUUAUAAAUAGCCAUUUUAUUUAUAAAAGUGUAUUGUAAAUAUUUUUACACGCAAUAAAUAUACAGAAACUUGA
Messenger RNA from Danaus plexippus (monarch butterfly), 2156 nucleotides. RefSeq names its product gastrula zinc finger protein XlCGF26.1-like. The record is from RefSeq and is a predicted model, not a curated record. The coding region runs from base 240 to 1904 and encodes 554 amino acids. Lineage: Eukaryota; Metazoa; Arthropoda; Insecta; Lepidoptera; Nymphalidae. Gene Ontology annotation, biological process: regulation of transcription by RNA polymerase II. Gene Ontology annotation, cellular component: nucleus. Gene Ontology annotation, molecular function: RNA polymerase II cis-regulatory region sequence-specific DNA binding; DNA-binding transcription activator activity, RNA polymerase II-specific; zinc ion binding. The transcript is spliced from 2 exons.